AUGGCCACCCGCGAGCAUCGUCGCAAUGGCAUCUGGGACGGGCCUCGCGACCAGGAGAACCACUACUACAACAACUACUCCUACUACGAUCCCUAUAGAUACAGCCAGACAAGCUACUACAGCACCCCGCGCACAUAUAGCAGCAACAGUAACAGAAGCAGCAGAAGCAACAGCAACACCAUCAGCCCAGAAGAAGCCCGUCGGCGCGCGCGGCACCUCGCCUCCCCUUCAGCGGACGACGGCGAACUACCAGACAUCAUCAUCUUCAAGUACCGGAACGAGGCAUGGAGCUUCGAGUAUCCUGCCUUCUCCAUCGACGACGGCAGGCUUCAUAUCAGCGACCUCAGACGGCUGGCGUGCGAGACGCUGCAUAUCGGCGACACAAGCAGGAUAAAGCUGAUGUACAAAGGCCGACUGCUCAACGACGACAACGCCAGUGCAAAGUCGCAGGGCCUGAAGCAGUUUUCUGAAGUCGUUGCCAUCGUGAUGCCAGGCUAUACGGAGGGCGUGUACCGUGGAGGGAGUUAUUAUGCCAGCAGCAACAUGGUCGAUGGAUGGAGGGAGGCAGAAUUGAUUCCAGUGUCCGACAGCGAGGAAGACGAAGGAGAAGCAGCAGGAGGAGGAGAGGAGGAAGAGGAGGAAGAUGACGAAGAAGAAGAAGAAGAAGAGGACGAGAGGUAUUACUUUAAGUCGUCUGCUCGACGAGGUCGCUCUCCUCCACCCAUGCCUGCCCGCCAGGAAAGAAGACCGUCAGUCCGUCGCGAACGGAAACCAAGGGAUCCUUCGCCAGUCUCGCCUGAUAGAGGGCCUCGUCUUCGGACGACGAGACAGACUGCGCCGCCUGUCAGAGAGCCAGCAAGGGAGACAGCACCUCCGAAACAGAGGCCAAGUCCGAAGCAGACCGCACCAAAGCAGAAGACAUCCAAAUACCAAUACCCAACGCCUCCCCUCCCGUCAUCGUCUCCGGUCUCUUUCGACCCUUUGCCAAACAUCUGCCGAGAGCCACGGCCAUACGCAACAUACUAUCCCUCGCCGUCGGCCAGCAGCACCGCCAGCACGCCCACAUAUCCCUCUGACUCUACCUCUGCCUCUGCUUUUACAGCCGCAUCUGCUCCUCCCACGCCACUCCCUACUUCCAAACCAGAACCAAGCGGGCCAUACUCUGUGCCUAACCGCCCUCCUACUCCCUGCCCGGACUUCAAGGCGUCCCAGACAUCCGAUGAGAAGCUCUCCAUCUUCGAGACACAUGUAAAAGAAAAGCUGUUGCCGUUGUGUUACCAGUUCAUGCUCCAUCCACCAGCAGAUGCCCGGUUACGGCUCAAGGAACAGAAAAGGCUGAACGAGGCGAUAGAGAGGGUCCUCGCGAGAGCAGACGAGAUCACCGUCGGUGACUCCAGGCCGUUGAGAGACCGGAGGAAGUCGAUCGUGCAGCUGAUUCAGCGGUCUCAGGGAAGGAUGGAUGACAUGGUAGAUGGACGAUAA
Molecule: messenger RNA, 1482 nt
Organism: Microsporum canis CBS 113480
Lineage: Eukaryota; Fungi; Ascomycota; Eurotiomycetes; Onygenales; Arthrodermataceae
Exons: 1
Coding region: 1-1482 (493 amino acids)
Molecular function (GO): protein-folding chaperone binding
Source: RefSeq, a predicted model, not a curated record